AUUGGCUGGGAAAUCGACCUGCCACUGAGAGAUGUUAUCAUUAGUGGCAACGCCUCCUCCAGCGAGGGCACCGGAGAUGACGGGGAAACCUUCCUAGUCGACCAGACCAUAUCGUGGGGUUCUCUGACCGCGAUUUUGGAUAUCGAGCACUGGUAUGACGAACUGCCUGUUGGUGAUGAGCUGGUUGAAAUCAAUGUGCGAGGAAGGAGUCUUUUCGGCAUUCUUGGAGCCAUUCAGGAGUUUUACAAGACGGACAAUCGUAUGGAAGGCAUGAGGCAUACAGUGUUCGAAGGGCUUGAACUCCAGGACGAUGGCCGGUGGCAUCUGUCCCUUGGUAGCUAG
Molecule: messenger RNA, 342 nt
Organism: Colletotrichum abscissum
Lineage: Eukaryota; Fungi; Ascomycota; Sordariomycetes; Glomerellales; Glomerellaceae
Exons: 1
Source: RefSeq, a predicted model, not a curated record